Messenger RNA from Clunio marinus, 7667 nucleotides. NCBI's taxonomy places the organism in Eukaryota, Metazoa, Arthropoda, Insecta, Diptera, Chironomidae. The record is from the annotation of a GenBank genome assembly.
AUUCACAGUUAUCGAGGCGAUCAAAGCACAGUUUAAGUUUUCGUUUCGAAAGUGUUACACACAUUUUACAACAGCUGAGACAAGAAAAAUAGAGAAAUAUUAUCAAAGAAUUUCUCAUAAAGAAAGAAAAAUAUAUAUCUUGUAAGAAGCUCUCACUUUUCCAAUAUUUUUCCUACUUUCAGCCGAAAAGUAAAUGUUUAUAAGUUUUUAAAUCGAAUUUUUCAUUGAGAUUAUUCUAAAAAAUAGAAUUGUAAAAAAUUGGAAAUUCGAAAAAAUUAUUCAUUUGAAUAUUAUUUAUUAAAAACAUUAACCAUUUUGAAGAAACUAUGUUCUCUUUUAUUAUUAAAAAGUUUGUGAAUUAUUGUGAAAGUGACUGUCGAACUGAUCAUAGUGACGAAGUUGAAAGUGAAAUAAAUAAAAGUGUUGCAAGAAAAUUUCACGCAUUCAAAAAUUUCGAAGGAAAAAACAUUAUUGUAGUUUGGUAAAAAUAUAUGUAUUUGUUUUAAAAAAAAAUCUAUUUUGCUUGAAAAACAAAAAAACUUUUAAAAGACUUAGAAAAACUACAUUCUGUAAAGUAUAGAAUAAAACAAUACUUUAAAGUCAAAUAUUUGUCUCUGAAGAGAAAAAUCAUCUCUUAAAUGAAAAAAUAUUUCUUAAAUAAAAUGUCAACCGGCAAACGACUGGCCAAGAGAUCCAUCAUUGGAAUGCGCGUUUGUGCUCUUGCCGAAGACGGAUUUUAUUAUCCGGGUCGCAUACACGCAGUUAAAACACCGGCCUCACCCAAGGACAAUCAGAACUGCAUAAAUCUUACACCCAAUACUCGGUAUUCAGUACGUUUUGAUUCAAAUCCGGUUUUUGGUUCGCAACGUCGAGGAAUUUAUGAAUUUAGUUGCUCGGAGUUAAUUGGUGAUGGUUUCGGAAGCAUAAUCGAUGUUAAACUAAAGCCAGGUCAAAAAGUUUACAUCACCCAUAACGGUCGUGAAAUUAGUGGAGUCGUUAUUGAGCAUAACGUUCAAGUAGACGAAGUUAACAUUCAGAUACAAGGAGCUGCUAAUGAAGCAAAUUUUGAGUUGGUGAAAAAACUGGAAGAAGUUCGUCUCUCAGAAUCGCGACGUUCACCUCGUUUGGCCGAUCAGGAGCGUAGCACGGACUUUGCACGUUUAGCAGACAUGGCCGGUGACCGCCGUCGUACAUCAUCUCAAAGUAUAGAUGUUCCAAUACAAUUUACACAGAACGGAUCACGCAAACGUCGAACCUCUUUCAGUUUGGAUGAACGUUACUACAUGCUGGAUAGCGAUGAAAUGGACGAAUGCAAUGCUGCUCUUGUUUUGAUGAGUCUUUCAUGUUCACCUAAUUCACCACGUCAAGCCUUUGAAGGCACUUUGCUAGGAACAAGUCCUGGGGACAGUAUUCAAUCAAGUAGUGGUUCAUCAUCUCCGCACUUAAGUGAUGACGGAAAUGUUAGCAGCAGUAGUGCUAGCAGCAGUGAUAAGAAAUACAUCAUUAAACAAAAUCAUAAACUUCAAAUAAAUCAACAUAACAUGAGUGUUGACCAAGCCCGACGAAAUCAGCGCACAACCUCGUUGUCAACCUCAGACGAAGGCAUCGUCAUGGAUUAUGGCGAAGAGAUGUUACGAAAAAGACGAACAAAGAUUUACAAAUGUACAUGGAAGAAUUGUGGUUCAACUUUUGCAACUGAUGAACAAGUCAAAUCGCAUGUACGCAAUGCACAUCUUGGGCCGAAAAGCAAUGAUGACGAAGACUUUUAUUUUACUGAUCUUGAAGAUGAGACCGAAACAUUUGGCAUCGAUACUAUGGUUUCAUCUCCACCGUUGCCACCAACUCUAAGCCACAGUGAUAUGGCUCGGCCACCACAUGAAGAUCCUGAAUAUCAAAGGCAGAUCGUUGGAAAUAUUCGUCAAGGAUUAUUGAUGACGUCUGGAUCAAAUAACGGACAAGCUUACAUGAAGACGUCACUUUCUUUUGCUGGAAUAAAUUCGGUUUCUAAUAAUAAUGCUUGGGUACAAAAUAACUUGGGUUCUCCACAAAAGCAUGUCAAACUAUCACCACGACCGUCCACUUCGUAUGCACCGUAUCCAUCAACAACAUAUUCAACAUCAAAUUAUCCAGUUCUUAUACAGCAAUAUAAUUCAAUGCCAUCAUCACACGGAUCAAUUUCAAAAUUAUCUCAUAGUUCUCCACCUCAGUUACCACCACCACCCCAACAAAAUUUGCUGAUGCAUUCACCAUUGAAAUCAAUUAAUCAAGCUAAUAAUAGUAAUAAAAUGCGUCCCCAAAUAGUAUCCCCGGGUCGGCGAACGCGAGGCGAAAACAAGAAAUGUCGAAAAGUUUACGGAAUGGAUAAUCGUGACUCUUGGUGCACUCAAUGUAAGUGGAAGAAAGCGUGCAGCCGCUUUGGUGAUUGAAAGUUGCUAAAAAAUAAACAAAUGCUGCCCCCAUAUAAAUAAUAUUAAAUAAUAAAUAUAAAAAUAUAUUUUGCAAUUCUUUUACAAUAAGACCGAUACAAAAACAAAAAUAGGAAGGCAGAGUUAUACCGAAUAUAAAUAUGUGCAAUCUUUAAUGAUCUUUUCAAUAAUUCUCUUUGAAACUACAACUAAAAUAUUUAGAUAAAAAGGGAAAACAAAUUAUUUAGUUCCAAGUCUGCUUUGAAAUCAAUCAUGAAGAAGCACAGAAUUAAAUCGCAAAAGAAUGUGAAACAAGUUUAUUAAAGCAUAAGUGAUAAAUCCCUUCAGGAUCCAAAAGAAAAUAUAUGCAUACAUAAUAUAUACAUAUAAGCACUUUAUUGCAUAUUUUACUUGAGAACAAUGUCAAAUAGAGCCAAAUUUUAUUUACCUGAUUGCUUUCUGUGUCAACUAUUAUUUGUUAAUUACUAUUAUUGUUAUUAUUAUUAUUUUUAUUUUCAAAUUGAUUCUUAACUACAUAUUUAAUAUCAAUGUAAAUAAUGCAAAUAUGUAUUUUUAAUGUAUUUAUUUUUCUGGGGUAUUAAUGUUUUCAAAUUCUAAAUAUGUAUAUCACUUUACGUUAUUUUAAGUAUUUAAGGAUAGUACAUAUGUACUUGUUCACUUUACCUAACUUUGGAUUGUUUGGUUUUUUAUGAAGCGAAAAUGUGAUUUACUUUCUCCUAAUGAUUCUAAUAUUAUUUCGAUGGAUUCUUCUUUUAAAAAGAUGUCGGUAUGCUCAAGUUCUAAUUUCUUUCGCGGUACUAUAUUUUCUUUUAAUUUUUUUGUCCUUUUAGCAGGAAAAUAUUUAGAAUACCUUAUUUUAUUAAAUAUGAGCCACAGUGUGAUUCACUAAAUAAAAUAAUUAAAAGUUAAUGCUUAGAAUAUUGUCAUUAUUAUUAUUAUUAUUAAAUGUAACAGAUAUAUUUUAUCUUCUUUUAUUUCUGUUAUUACCAUAGAUUUACUUUAUUCCCAAUGUAAAUUUACAUGAAAAAAGAAAUUAUUAAAAGAUGACAAAAAUGAAAAUGAUACACAGAGACAAGAAAAAGUUUGUGACAAUAAAGUUCAUGCUAUUAAGCAAAACAGAAAUUUUAUAAUGAUAUUAAAACUCUUAUUUUCAAAAUGAAUUUGAAAUGCUCCUAGCAUUAUUGUCAUUUAACUAUUUUUUGUCUCAGUGCAGGAAAUAAAUCAAAAGACAAAAUAUGAAGGUGAAUAUUUGUAUGAGAUUAAAUGCAAUAAAAGUGAAGAAAGUACAAGAUAAAUCUUUCAUCGGAAAAUAUUUGCAAUAGUGAUCAGAAUCAAGAGCAAAUAUUUAACAACUGUUAAAAAAUGAAUUCUCAAUAUUUUCUUUUAAAAAAUUAAUUAAACGUUCAUUCAAUACAAACCAUCAUAUUUUUGCUCUUCUUUUUGAAUAGCAGCCACUAUUUAGUUAACGAAGUAGAUUGAUGUAGUAGAACUGCAAAAAAAACAAAAACUUAUAUUGUACACGCAUAGCUUUAAAAAUGUAGAUAACAUCAGAAAAAAUUAAAAAAAAAUUACUUAUUGUGUGAGGAAGAGCAUCUUUUAAACUUGUUCUCCUUGAAAUGCAAUCAUAAAAUCAAAUCAAUAUUCUUUCUUACAUCCAUGUCCCUUCAAAUGAAAUGCGACAAUUUCUUAAGUGUUAAAAUUUAAGUAUGAAUUAAAUAUGGAUAUUAUCGAAGAUAUGAAUAAAUAUUUAUAUAGACAUAUUUAUUUUGAAAGACUAUCGAAGGUAGAAUUGAUUAAAUAUGAAAGCAAGACAAGAGGUUGCCAUGUUGAAACAAAAAUUGUGCAAGGGUCAAGAAAGCAAAUGGAUAUUCGGAAAUUCGCAAGCGAUUCAGUUAAAAAUUUGGCAGUGAAAAGGCAAAUUAAAUAGAAGGCAAUUAUUGUUCGCAUAUAAUAUUGAAAUGUUUUAUUUUAUUAGUUAUCUAAUCAAAAAGUCUGAAAAAUUGCUCCCAUUUUUUUUACAAAUUAGGAAGAAAAAGAAAUAAAAAUAAUGUUCAUGCAGAAUUGCAAAGCUUAAGAAAUAAAAAUAGCUAUUAAAACUCUGUUCUCAGUUAUUUGAUUCAUAUUAAACACCCAAAUGAAUUGAGGAAAACUUUUUUGUUUGGAAAUAUCUCACUGCCAAAACUUAAAUUUUAGGAAAUCGUAAAUAAAGAAAAAAAUAUCUAGUUAUAGUAAAUUAUUCGAAUUCAAAUGCAUGAAUGAUAAAUUUGUGAAUUAAACUGAAAAUCUAUUGGUGCAUAUUUUUGACCUUAAAAUAAUAUUGCGAUUUCGAACAUUUUUACUAUUCGAAACAAACGAAACCUAAAUAAUUAUUGUCGGAAAAUAUGUAUGAUUGAAAACUAUAAACCGGAAUCGCAAAAUAUUUAACAAAAAAAACGACAUAAAAUACUUAAAUAUUCCAUCGGUAUUUUAAAUCUUAAUGCAUACUGAGUGAUGUUCUCGAGUUAAUAAUAACUGCAACUUUCUACUGCCAACGCUUUUGUUUCGCGAUAAAAUUUGAUUUCAUUCUAUGGUUAAAAUUAAGUUCAUAUACAAAAGAACUGAGAUUAAAUAAUUGGAUUUAUAAUUUGAUCUUCUUAAAAAUAAUAAGCAGUAGAAACUUUCUUCAUGUUGAAUAUCAUUAACGGAUUCAAUUAUGGAAUACUGAAGGUUGCUUUACAUAUUUUUUUUAAUUUUCAUGAAAGAAAAUAUGUGAUUAAAGACAAAAUUAAAAUUAAAAUAAAAAAAAAAGAUACUAGACGAUAAAAUCUAAUUAAAACCAUCUUUGUGCAAACUCAUCAUGCCCUGUAAAAAUAACAACAGUUACCCAAAAUCAGACUUCGAAAAUGUUACAAUGAUCUCAUAAAUCAGAUUCCAUUCUGACGAGUAAUGAGUUUAAAAUACUUUCCUUUAAAACAUGUAUGUAAACAUUUAUGUAACUGAAAACAAGAAACUAAACUCUUCGUAUAAAACUUAAAAAUAUGAAUGACAAGGUUACAAAUCAAAAAAUUUAGAAUUCAAGUGAGGUAGCAAAUGACACUGAAUAAAUCAUGUAAAAUACCAUUUUGUAUUUAAGCAAAAUUCGACCUUGAGUUGUUACUCAUUAACACAAGUUGUGUAUUUUCUUGAUCCAUUAUGUUAUUUUUCAUCAUUUUGCACCUCACCAUAAAAUUUGUAAUGUGCAUCCUUUGAAAAAGUUUUGCCAUUUAAAAAUACCACAAGUCACUUUAAUAAUAUAAUUAAACAUUAUAGUUUGGAAAGCAAUUAUACUCUGAAACACAAAUUUUAUGCCGAUUUGUUAUCAUGUUUUGUUUUAUGAUUGUCACCAAAAUAUGUGUUGUUGGCUCCAUUUUGCUUAAGUAUAAGCGUUGAUGUUACUUCCCAAAACUCAACACAAUAAUAAUUAAAAAGUUUUUCAUAAAAAAUCUUCUCGUUUUUAUAUCUAUUUUGAUGAAGAAUAAAGUUACAUAGAUCUUCUAAAUUAACCCAUGCAGAUGUCUGAUAUUUAUAAGCGAGACAUGAGAAGUUUGAAAGAAAAACACAAAACGAGAAUAUAAAUAAUUGCCUAAACUUGUAUGCAGAUAUGUAUUCGUACAAAUUAACAGAUAAAUAGAAAGAAAUCAGUUAAAGUUCUUUUGAAGACUAGAAUUGAAUUAAAUUCUACUAAAGACAACCAUCCUAGUCUAACAAAAAUCACUGAGAUCUCCACUUUUAUCGUACUAUGUAGACACAACAUGCAUAAAGUGAAAAUAAAAAUUAUAUAAUUUUAUGAAAUUUUACCAAAACAGAAAAGCAAAGUUAAAAACUACACAAUUCAAAAAUGUUUAUGAAAGCUAAGAUUUUCCAGAUAUUAUAUAAAUAAACGUUAGCAACUGUAAAUGUAUUUUUUAGAUGUAAUUUUCAGAGUAAAAUCACAUUAAAAGCAUGGUCAUGAAAUCAAAGUUAAACAGAAAUUCAAAUAAUAUCUUUGAAAUAGAAUUCUUAAUUUUUGUUACAUCAUCUAUUAUUUAAAGCAAUGAAAGAACUCUUUCUGAGUUAUUAAUUAAACAUGAGACGACGAUCAGUAUUGCUAAAUUGUCCAAGAAAAAAUUUAAAAAAAUUCUCUCUGAAUUAGAAAUUUAUGUGAUUUUACUCUGAUGUUAUUUUAUGUUGACCAUUAUAAUAAUGAAUGUUUGUUAUCAAACCAUAAGCUUAUUAUUUUCAAGAUUAGAAUUUUAUGUAUUCGUCAUAACAUAUUCUAGAUAGACGAGUUAUUAUAUGCAUAUAAGCGGCACAACUGUUUCAUAUACUUGCCACGUGUUUAUUUCUAUAGUAGUGUAACAAUAACAUGAAAACUCUAUGAAAACACUGUAUGAUCGUAUAAUAUUCCUGAUAAGUUCGAAAUUUAAAAGAAUUUCUUCUUAAUAAUCCUCGAUCUUGCUGGUCUUAUGAAAUUUCAUUGCAAAUAUACUACGGUUUCUUUCUAUGUUCAUCGCCAUGUUGUGCCGCUCAUACAACUUUUAUUUCUUGUAAAGUACAUAAUUUUGUUUCGGCAUUGUUAGAAUAGAGUGACGAAUCCUUAGAAGGAAAUAUUAAGUUACAAAAGUUUCUUAUCCUUUACAUGUUUACAUCAUGAAUUUGCAAUAUUCACUGAUUCUGCUGAUAUCAAAAUACCUAAGAGUUUUUUUUGUUCUAUACCACUUUCAUAAUAUUGACAGAUAGAAUUUAAUUGACCCCAAUGAAAAUCAAGGUUUGUUAAUCAGUCUAAAGAUCUUAACAUUCUUGAGCAUAUCUACGAUUUUCAAAUAUUUAAAAUAUAAUAUUAUUUUUGAGUCAAUGUAAGUAGACUUAAAUCGUAUAUCUCUAAAUAAAAUAACAAUUCAGUUAAAAGUUUGAUUCAGAUAAAAAAAAACUCUUAACAGUAGCAUUAAUUUUUUUCUCUCUGGCAUAACUAUUCACUCUUAUUAAGAUUAUGUCAUACUUUUCUUCUCACAGGUUGUUAUCUAAUUGUAACAAAACAAAAAGGAAAACAAUUCUUUAAUAUAAAAAAAUCAUAUUUCAAAGCAACAUUAAGAAGAUACAUAAAUGUCAUGCCAUUAUAUUGUACAUAGAUUACAGAUUACAACUUAAUUCGAGAAAAAUAAAAUGGAUUAGAAAUUACUUUAAAAUAAGUACAAAUGAGAAUAACUACUAUUUUUUUAUUUCACUUGUGAAGUUAUAUAUACA